AUCACUUCCGGGCUCGAAAUUUGGGUCCUACUGGCAGACGCUCUGCCCUUUUCUUUGAAUUGAGUUUUUUUGUUAUUAAAAUGUAAAGUUAAAGAUAAUAUUAGAGACAUAUCAUUGCUUUUAACUACUCGGAUAUGCAAUACCAAAGUAGACCUUUACAGAGAUGGUCUGGGAAUUUCAAACAGGCGCAACCUGGCGGCGACCAGCAGCACAAUUGCCCCCUGUUUGACCUGCCUUCGUACUUUGUCUUAACUUUCCAACGAUAUGAAGGAGAAGACGAAGAAGGCCAGUUUCAUGGGCGAGGUUUUGCCAGGUUUAAAGGAGGCCAUGUUUACAAGGGUAUGUUCUCCAUGGGACUCAUGCAUGGAACCGGUGUCUUCACAUGGGUUGAUGGGGUGACAUUUGAGGGAGAGUUUGUGCGCAACAUGCCCAUGGGCCAAGGCAUGUACAUUUGGCCAGAUGGCAGCUCUUUUAAAGGUGACGUGUGCAACGGUAUCAGGCAUGGGGAUGGAACCCACAAAAGUGGCAAAGGCAAAGCGACGUACAAAGGUCAAUGGAAUCACAGCAAGAGGCAUGGAAAGGGUACUGUGUAUUACAACCAGGAGGAGACCUCUUGGUAUAAAGGAGACUGGGUGAUGAACAAAAGAGAGGGCUGGGGCAUAAGACGCUACCCGUCCGGUAACGUUUAUUUUGGAGAGUGGAGGAAUAACUUGAGACACGGGGAAGGCACCAUGAGGUGGGAGAACGCGGGACAACUCUACAUUGGCCACUGGUUAGAUGGAGUCCAGCAUGGCCAAGGCACACACGUGUGGCUGGUGAAGCGCACGGAUGGAUCGGAAUUCCGUCCCAGCAAUCAGUACACUGGGAAUUUUUUUCUGGGUCAGAGAAAUGGACAGGGGAUCUUUUAUUAUGCCGGCGGUGCCACCUAUGAGGGAGGAUGGAUCAACAAUAAGAAACACGGGAAGGGAAAAGUUACCCUCAAAGAUGGCUGCGUGUUUGAAGGACAGUUCCUGAAUGACAAGAUGGUGGCUCCUGAUGUGACGGCAAAUAAAGCGCCUGUUCGACAAAGUUUAGAUGAGUCUAGUCUUGGACCAGACAUGACCGUCAACAUCGAUUGUGUUUUGGAGAAAUUCCCACAAAGAAAACGAGACAAUGAGCACAAACAGGUGAGGUUCGUGCUGCUGAGGCACAAGACGAAUCUUAGAGCGGUCUAUCGUUUCUACAGCCGACUGGGCCAUCGGCAGAUUCCGGGUAGCGCCUUCCUGCUGUCCCGCAUGCAGAUGUGGCGCCUGCUCAAAGACUGUCGCAUCCACCAUCACGGCAUCACCUUGACGGAGGUGGAUCUUUGUAUCAGAGAUAAUCCGGACCCAGCAGAGGUUCACUCCCCCUUAACUCCCAUCAUGCUUUGUCGUUUCCUCAGCUGCCUGGUGGUCAUUGCUUACCACAUCUACCAGGAGGAUAUUGAGCCAUCCAAUUGCAUUUUGGCUUCCUGCUUCUCCAAAUUCCUGACAGAUGACAUUUUUCCAAAUGCAAUGAACGUCAAAGGCUUCCUGUUUAGCCCACCCGGGCAUGCGGUUGUAGCUGCGGACUACCUGACCAGAAGCCUGGAGGUCUAUCAGGCCUACUGCAGAGCCAGUGCACCCCCCAGAGACGACUGCACCAUGACAAACCGCCAAAUGCUGCUGUUGUUUCAGGACCUCAAUAUUUAUGACAGUAAUCUGACUGUAAGAAACAUCAUGCAAAUCAUCUGUGAAGAGAGCCUUGAUCCCAGCAAUAUGUCUGCAUGCAUGGAGCUAGAGAUUACAUUCCUGGAGUUCUUCGAGGUACUUCUUGGUUGUGCUGAAAUUAAGUGUCAAGAGAUGGCAGAGCCUUACCCCAAGAUGAGUCUGUUGCUUGCCUCUUCAGCAGCUCCGCGUAAAUGGCAACAAUUACUGCUCAAAUACUGUCAACAGGAAGCUUGGAGUCGGAAGAUCCAUCACUUUUUCAACCAGUUUUUCUUCCCUGCGAUAGACCUUCUCCAGUCAGAGUGAUGUGGGUCUAUAUUAAUGCUCAUUCUAAUUUUCCAUCCCUGCUUGAGUAUAGGUGCGUCCUCGUAUGUUCCAGAUCUUUUUGCUCAUCAGAUAAAAAAAAAAUGUAUUUUUGUCCCAGGCUUAUAAUGACCAGACAAGGUCUUUAAUCCUACUGAAAUCUUUAAUUACAAAAUACAGCUAGCCAAACUGUACAUUUUUUUGUAAAAAAAAAAAAAUGCCUACAUCAAAUAUGUAUCCCUUUAAAAAUAAUAAGCAGUGAUUAAAAAUUAAAGAGGAGGAGUGAAGUACAUGAGGUCACUCGGACAGACAGACGGGCGUAUGCGGUCCUUGGGGUUCGGGGUGAAGAGAAGCAGGGACGACGCUGCUGCCUGGGCCUGUAUAUAUAAAUAUAUAUAUUAAGCAUAGAAAUAAAUGCAUUGUUAAUAUUUAGCAAUGAGAAAGAUGUCAGUUUAAAAGUUAGAACAGAAAAGAAAAACUAGAACCUGUGUCAUCUGUGGGCUUAAAGGUGAAGACUGCGUGGGCGGUGCUGUGGUGAGUAUCAGUGUGAAGAAAGAGACUUUUUAGAAAGCAGUAGUGACCCAAGUGCAUCACCUAGCCCAACAUAACGUGCAUUUCCAGGAGAAUAAAAGAACCUGUUACGCUCUAAGAUGACAAAAAAUAUAUAUAUAUUGUAUGUGUUGCACCUACGGCAUAAUCAUACCUUCUUCCUGCUGAGUCAAGUGUUCAGAUGGACCUGCGGGACUCUCCAUCUUCACAUCAACUGUCAUUGGCGACAGAGUCUCCAUGGAAACCGGGCGCUCUGGUGACAGGCUGCAUCUCUGUGAAGGCUGGAUGUAGCGCUCAAAGUCCAAGCCUGCAAUUUCCUUUAAAAAAAAAAAAAAAGCAAAGACGUGCAUUGACGUUUGGCUGUGAAGGGUUAGAUGAAUGGUGGCUCAUACAAGAUGUUGCCAGGUGUUGACAUUUACCACAAUAUCAGGCGUGGUGCACAUGGACCUCGGAGUCGCCUUUGAACUUUGCACAGCGGGAGGAGACCCGCUCACAGUGGGGGAGGGCGGGUGCUGCUGGAAAGGGGUGCUGCCGGGCGUCAGCAUGAAGCUCAAGGCUGUAUUAACGUGUUCGGCUGCUUCGUCUUCAUCUUUCUGGAUGGAAAUAGCAGGAAGUGCACACAUGGCCGAUUCUUGCAUUGAGACAAUUUCAGUCUUCAACUGGGGGUGCCCCGAAGGGGAGAAAGAAAGAGACUUCUCGACAGAAGCCGGUCCUCUUGGACAAGACUGAGGGGUGUCGUGCUGCGGCCUUGGAGUACAUCUGGAGCUUUCCUUGGCGUGAACCGGAGUACCUCCAGGAGUUUGUGCCAAAGCAAUGGAGCGUCGAGUGAGUCUUCUGGGGGUAAGGAUGCUGGUGCAGGGAGAGGCCUGUGGGGGCGCGGCGGCACUCAGGCGGCUGGAUCUUCUCAGACAGCCUGCAAAGCAGAGUAAUCGUAUAAAUGACAUCCCAAUAUGGAAAAACUGUCGUUAUGAAGGUUCACUCACUGGAUGCCUUGGCUGGGCUCUCCACACUGAAGAAGCCUCCAUCAAAGACCACCGUGUCAGUUUGUUGCGCUGCGGCCUGGCUUUGUGCCCCCUCGGGAGGGGCCGUGUCUUCCUGAGCGUCACCGGAAGCCUUUGCCGCUUCGUGUGCCUGCUUUUUAGCUCUCAUGGCCGCUUUGACUGCAGCCAGGCGAGACGUUGCCAUGGCUUUGGUUCCUGCGGGCUUGGCGGGUGCUGCUACUGGUUUCUGGUGAAAGAAUAGAUAAACAUAUCACUCCGAAAAAAAAUUAUAGAAAUAAAGACACAAUAUGUCACCUUGACUGCUUUCCUCUGGCGUGGCGGAGGCGGCUUGUGCUCCUCCACCCACCCUCUGGCCUCCAAUUCACACAGUGCAUCAAACUUCCUGUUUACAUCUUCUACCUGAGAGACAACAAUGCAACAUAUUAUCUGUUGCCAUUAAAAAAAAAUGCAGUUUUCCUGUUUUACCUGGAAGUAAACCAUAUCCCAGAAACCCUGCAGGUCGCUGCAGGUGGUGAUCUUCUCCCCUCGGCGUAGCUCGCAGUCAUCCACCAGGCCGCUGAACUGGUUGAAGCGCUCCUUCAUGAGCAGCCUAGCCUGGCCGACGGCUGUACGCAUGCGGUCUCUCACUGAACACGCAUGGAAGUGUGUCAUUGUCACAAAGUGACUGAUAUACAUUUUAAAAGAUGUUACCCACUUUCUUCAGGGAUGGACUCAUCUUCUACUUUGGGCUCCCACAGAGCACAAAGAGAUGUCAAUCUGUUGGUCUCACCGGAAAUCUCCGACCUGCACGCAUACAGGAAACACUUCCAAUUUGACGGAUUCAUUCGGAAUACAGUGGUGUGGGAAAGUAUUCCUGAUUGUUUUGCAUGUUUGUCUCACCCAAAAAAUACUUUUCCACACCAAUCCUAGCUUUUCAUUCUGGUGUCUUGGUUACCUGAAGUACAGCACAUCAUGCUUGGAUUCCAGGGGGCUACUUGGGGCUGGAGAAGCCACCCUGGGACGAGGAGGAGAGCGGCAAGGGGAUUUGGGUGGCGAGCAUCCGCUCGGCUCAGCUUGAGGUGCAUCACUGAUUCCGAGGGCGGGUGGGUGAUUGAAGCUGGAGCUGGAGAAGCAAAAUGGUAGAAGACAUCAGCUCAAGUAAAAGAUUUUUUCCAAAAACUGUGACUGAGGGCCUACAGACCUCGGGGUGAGAAAGGCAUCGGCCGAGCGAGGAGUGAGAGGCUCUAAUUUGAAGGCUGACAAGCCAGCAGGAGCCUGGAAGACAAAGUCCUUCGGAGCGAAGGAGGACAAAGAGGAGGGCUCCUCAGCUGGUUCUUUGUCCACCACCAUAUUCUUCUCCUCAGGACAGGUAGUCGACUUGAGGGGUUGAGACUCUUCUGGCUCCAGAUAAUGAAGAUCCUUUGACUUGAGCAUAGACAUAAUUCACAAUUAAAAUAAAAAAGGUUAAUUUUAAAACAUGCUGU
Messenger RNA from Doryrhamphus excisus (bluestripe pipefish), 5040 nucleotides. RefSeq names its product radial spoke head 10 homolog B (gene rsph10b). NCBI's taxonomy places the organism in Eukaryota, Metazoa, Chordata, Actinopteri, Syngnathiformes, Syngnathidae. The record is from RefSeq and is a predicted model, not a curated record.